AUGGCCACUGAUCUGAACGGAAAGAUAGACAUAAUCUACAGUGAGCUAAUGAGGAAGUUCGACGCUUUAAGUGAACACAUCAAGAGACUGGACGGUCAAGUCGCGGAAAACGCGACCGCCAUCAAAAGGGAGACGUCAAGUUCCAGCAGAAACCUCAUACCACAUUCUGUCCCGAUAUCCCUCGGAUACAACGAGUUCAAACCUACCAAAAUAACUUUGGUUCUUGCCGAGAGAUCCGUUAGAGUACCUGAUGGAGUACUUGACUACGUGCCAAUAAAGAUUAACGACUGUCACGUACUUAUGGAUUUCGUUGUGCUGAAAUAUCAGAAUGAACCGAAAGAGCCCCUCAUUUUGGGUAGACCAUUUCUAGCUAUAGCUGGUGCGAUCAUCGAUGUCAAGGAAGGUAGGAUAUGUCAAAACAUGGGAAACAUUCUGAUGACCUUCGACAUGGAAAAGCUGAUAAUAUGA
This is a messenger RNA of Brassica oleracea var. oleracea, 468 nucleotides long. RefSeq lists its product as uncharacterized. The coding region runs from base 1 to 468 and encodes 155 amino acids. NCBI's taxonomy places the organism in Eukaryota, Viridiplantae, Streptophyta, Magnoliopsida, Brassicales, Brassicaceae. The record is from RefSeq and is a predicted model, not a curated record. The transcript is spliced from 2 exons.